AUGUACCAAUACCAACGGACCGAAUUCCGCUGCAGCCGGGGUAUCAGACAUACAGAUCUCCGCGCCGCCGCUCGCUCGCGUGAGGCCCUCGGCCCGCUACGCCGAGGUUGUCAAGCUGAUCUGAUGGUCGCCGCUAGGAUGGCCAAGCAGCGCGGUGCGCUGUCUGCUGCUGCUGGUGGGCAACCCGCUGAGGCUGGUACGCCCCCGACCCUGAUGAGAUCCCCGGCUGGUGCCACCGGGGGUGGUGAGUUGGUAUUUUGCGCCGUUGAUAGGGGUUGGGCUUUUGCUAUACUGGUAGCUGUGUGA
This is a messenger RNA of Chaetomium globosum CBS 148.51, 306 nucleotides long. RefSeq lists its product as uncharacterized. The transcript has 2 exons. Lineage: Eukaryota; Fungi; Ascomycota; Sordariomycetes; Sordariales; Chaetomiaceae. The record is from RefSeq and is a predicted model, not a curated record. Bases 1 to 306 code for a protein of 101 amino acids.